GAACUCAGAAGACACAGACAUACUAUUUUCUACUCGGAAGUCGGAACUUCGACGGUAAAGUUAAAAAUCGUUUCUCUUCUCGAACAAAUAUGUCCGAACUCCAUGCUACUUCAAUGCCUUAGUUCUUUAUUGAAUCCCAUCCUCCGCCUUCGUACUGUUUCUCGCUGUUUAGCUCACCAAAAUCUCCUGCCUCAGAUUUCUGGGAUCUAGAUUCUAAAGUUCUUGAUGUUGGCUUCUUAGACAUAUAUAGCUACGACUUUAAGAUGGAGAAUGGGGCUAGACAGAAGAGUAAGAUAGCAUUUGGUUUAUUCAGAAUGAAGAAGUGGUCUGGUGGUGUGUUGAUUGUAGUGCUUGCUAUAGUCUUGGUUAUGAGUUAUAGCCUUAGGGAAACACAUCCAAAAAGGCAGACAGCAUAUGAUUUCUUCAGAAACCAUCCAGCUGGUGGCACUCUUGUGAAGAAUAAUGAUUCUGUUGCAACUCCUAAGAUGGAAGUGAAAAAGGUACCAAGAGCUGUGACGAAGCCACAUCUUGUAAAUAUGGAAGGACUUGAUGAUUUAUAUGCUUCUAGAAAUAUUCCUGAAGAGGAGUCAAAUGCCUUACUUUUAUGGCCCCAUAUGCGUUUGCUUCUCUCUAGGUCUGAUGCUUUACCUGAAACUCUUCAGGGGAUUAAAGAGGCUGCUAUAGCAUGGAAGGAGUUAAUGGAUGCAAUUGAGGAAGAAAGAGCUGUCAAGUCUAGUAACAUUGACGAACCAGAAGAAAACUGCCCUUUCUCUGUUAGUACCCUUGAUAAGACAUUACUCAGCAGUGGAAAUAUUCUUGAGCUCCCAUGUGGUCUUGUUGAGGAUUCUUCCAUUACAGUUGUUGGCAUCCCUGAUGGACACCAUCGAAGUUUUGAAAUUGAACUUGUGGGAUCAAACUUUUCUGGGGAGUCAAAGCCUCCUAUCAUCCUUCAGUACAAUGUCAGUCUUCCCGGGGAUAAUAUGACUGAGGAGCCUUUUAUAGUUCAAAAUACAUGGACAAAUGAACUUGGGUGGGGAAAAGAAGAAAAAUGUCCUUCGCAUGGAUCUGAUAACAAUCUAAAAGUUGAUGGACUCAGUCUUUGCAAUGAACAAGUUGUCAGAGGCACUGUGGAAGAGAACCAAAACACCAGUCUCUCUAGUGGCUACAGCUUGACCAAUGCUUCCCAUGGAAGUGCUAAUUUCCCAUUUGUUGAAGGAAAUCCUUUUACUGCUACCUUGUGGGUUGGUUUAGAGGGAUUCCAUAUGACUGUGAAUGGAAGGCAUGAAACCUCAUUUGCCUACAGGAAGAAACUUGAGCCCUGGGCAGUUAAUGUAGUUAAAGUAGCAGGUGGUUUGGAUCUCCUGUCUGCCUUUUCUGAAGGCUUGCCAGUUUCUGAAGAUCAUGAGUUAAUAGUUAAUGCGGAGCACUUGAAAGCUCCCUCAAUUUCUAGGGAAAGACUACUAAUGCUGGUUGGGAUCUUCUCUACUGGAAAUAAUUUCAAGCGUCGCAUGGCAUUGAGAAGAUCUUGGAUGCAAUAUGAGGCUGUACGUUCUGGGGAUAUUGCUGUCCGAUUUUUCAUUGGCCUUAACACAAACAAACAAGCAAAUUAUGAGCUGUGGAGAGAAGCUCGAACGUAUGGAGACAUCCAGUUCAUGCCUUUUGUUGAUUACUACAGCCUGAUCACUUUGAAAACAAUUGCAGUUUGCAUUAUGGGGACUAAAAUUCUCCCUGCUAAAUACAUUAUGAAAACGGAUGAUGAUGCUUUUGUUAGAAUUGAUGAGGUUGUCUCCAGCCUCAAGGGGAAGACAUCUAAUGGCCUGUUGUAUGGCCUUAUAGCCUUAGAAUCAUCUCCUCAUAGGGAAAAGGACAGCAAAUGGUACAUCACUGAGAAGGAAUGGCCACAUGAUAAAUAUCCACCAUGGGCACAUGGUCCCGGUUACAUUAUAUCUAGGGACAUUGCAAAGUUCAUUGUCCAAGGCCACCAGGAGAGGGAUCUCCAGCUUUUCAAACUAGAAGAUGUUGCAAUGGGAAUAUGGAUCCAACAGUUCAAUGCCAGUGGUCAUGAAGUGCAUUACAUCAAUGAUGAGAGGUUCUACAAUGCUGGAUGUGAUACAAAUUACAUCCUCGCUCAUUAUCAAGGCCCAAGGAUGGUUUUAUGCCUAUGGGAAAAGUUGCAGAAAGAGAAGCAGGCCAUUUGCUGUGAAUAAACAAAAACUCAAACCUCGCUAAAAACUUGAAUCAUUAACAGCUCAACUCUUCUCAACAAUCAAUGCCAAGUCAAAUUCACCAAACUGCUUGCUUUUCGUGUCAGAUACCGCAUUGAUGACUUGACUUUGAGCCUCAAGCUACAAUUUUUUAUGCUCAAUUGUCUUCAAAUAGAGUCCCUAGUGUUCUACUUUUUCUUUUUUCUUUAAAUUCAUUUCAUUGAUGAUAUUCUUAAUGACUCUCAUCAAUGCCAAUUUAGAAUUAAAAUGAAAGUGGUAUUAUUAAUCAGCAUCAACAGGUUGACUUCAAUGAUGUGUAUGCAUCACGUCUCUAAAGGUGCUGAAUGCUGUUGCACCAAUCAAUGUGGGACAAACCAGAAUUGUAAAGGCAAUAGCUUUGCCCCUUUAAAGCACGGAUAUAUUAAAAUAUCAUACCAAUU
This is a messenger RNA of Rubroshorea leprosula, 2644 nucleotides long. The record is from the annotation of a GenBank genome assembly. Lineage: Eukaryota; Viridiplantae; Streptophyta; Magnoliopsida; Malvales; Dipterocarpaceae.